AUGAACCCGUAUGAACAGAUCCCGCCUCCUUCCCCGGCAGCCGCGUACUCGGCUGAAAGACUUUAUAGCGACAUCAAGAAGGCGUUUCCCGGCCUCGUGGCGGAUUUCGACAGCAAAUGGACGGCGUGGACGAAGACCUGGUUUCCAAACGAGACGCCAAACAAUUCUUCAAUGUCCCCAUUAUCAUCCAGGUACAUUCUCUCCUCCGACGCAGAUGCCUCUGCGUCUUUCUCUGGGAUCAAGGAAGAAGGGAGAUCAAGGAAGAAGGGAGUGCAGCUGACGAAGACAUCUCUGCAGCGCCUCCGAUCACUGUUUGCGAUAGAUAAUGAACUCGAGAGGGACAAGGAGUACUUGGUGAACCCAGCCGACCCCAUUAACUACAAAUUUCUGCAACGCCAGGCCAACUUGAUCGUUGACAUGAACUUUGAUCGCAACAGGGUUGUUCAAGCCCGUAUUGAAGCCUGGAAGGCACAUUGCACGCGGAACCAGAUCCAUAGCAGCUCAGGCAUAUACACCAAAUGCGAGGAGUACGACAAACUGCUCGAACUAGGCGGUAGCAUCAUUGCCCAUCUCAUGGUUGGGUAUAGCGGAGACCAGACAGGCUUCUGGUAUGAGCUGCUGCACGAGAUCGUGCACGACUUUGGCAAGAAGACGGGCUUGCAAACUGUCGACUUCAAGAAGCAGUAUUUCGUGUGGAAUGAGUGGGUCUCAGCGAAAGAAACACAGCAAGGCACCUUGUUGGACACAAGGUAA
Cyclocybe aegerita is the source of this 753-nucleotide messenger RNA. Lineage: Eukaryota; Fungi; Basidiomycota; Agaricomycetes; Agaricales; Hemipholiotaceae. The record is from the annotation of a GenBank genome assembly.